AUGUAUCCAACAAGUACUCAGAAGUCGCAUUGGACUUUUGCAAACCCAGAUGAGAUUUCGAAUCUAAGACAAGAAGCUAAUGCUGCUUAUAAGAACAAACUGAGACCAUUCCUCCAGAAUUCAGAGGACGAAGAGCGCCUUCUAAAUGUGGACGAUGAGAAUAAAUUGCUGAAGAUUGUCCAGGAAACGGGUGUUCGAUUUGGCGAUGAAUUUGUUCCAAAGAUGUGGCCUGCAGUCCGAUGGACAGCGUUUGCUUACUUCAAGAGGUUUUACUUGAGACAUUCGGCCAUGGAAUACUCUCCCAAGAACAUCAUGAUGGCUUCUUAUUAUUUGGCUACAAAGGUCGAUGAAUUCAAUAUUUCUGUGCAUGAUUUUAUCUCCAAUUUGCAAUCAGGGACUCCCGAACAGAAUGCAGAAUCUAUACUAAUCUGGGAACCCAUUAUAAUGUUCAAGUUGGACUAUCAUUUGACUAUCCAUUGCCCCUUCCGACCUUUCGAAGGGCACUUGAUGGAGAUGAAGACUCAUGGAAUGCUUGGAUUUGACUUGGAAGGAAUUCGAGAACAUUCUGAUCUCUUUUUUAAGGUAAAUGUUGCAUAGCUUGCGGUAUGAUCUCAUUGCUUGCAGCAAUGUCUCCUUAGCGAUGUCAUGUUAUUAUACACACCCACUCACAUUGCUCUGGCGGCUUUAAUGUAUGGCCUGAACAAAAUGGGUAGGACCACCAAAACAAUAUUAAGAAGUUUUUUUUAGGGAAGAUGAAAGACAUAUUCAGAGAUUACGUACACAGAUUAUGUCAGGUGGACACUUGGAACCCGAAUGUCGAGAAUGCUAUGCUGGCUGACAAAUUGAUGACAAAAGUAGAUGACAUCAUCAGUUUAGUGGAGCUACAAACACGGCCCAUGCCCAUUGAGGAACGACAAACCCUGCAGAGAGUAGGAAUAAAAGCGAUUAUGACCCACUGUUUUUAAUUUUUAAGUUAUAAUGACUACUCAAAGGCAUUAAAUUGCCUUUAGAUCUAGGAGAGAGUUGUCCGGCCAGCCAGAAAGCUGGAGCCAAGAGGUCCAAAUGGCCAGCUAGAACGUUGUGUUAGCAUUGCUUGAACGAUUUUGAAGAUUUGAUUGCCAAUCGAAUCAUUUGGUUAGCUAGUUAAAUGAUUUUUUUACUAAUCCAAUUUUGGUUAGCCCUUGAUAAGAUUUUUGUCAAAGCACUCUUUUGCGAACGAAUAUGGCCUUUGUUACAUAUCUUUAAGUUAUUUGAUUUUUUGGGAGUGCCUCUUCAUUGUUGUUUUAAAAAUUUCCUAAGAAAAAAUUGUUUCAGGAGAGAAUCCCGACAUUCAGUCGGAUCCAUAAUGAAUGCGACGAGAGGAUGAAGGCCGUCGGAAAUGUGUCCCAGAACCCCGAGACGGUGGGCGCGGACUCGGACGAUGAUUGAUCCUAAUUUACAUUUCAUGUAUACGUGUUUAAAUUAAACUGAUUUGCUCGACUCGUAAUGGGAGGGGGGAUGUCCUCCGGAUAAAAGAGGACAAAGGCGGCCGAAACGUCGGAUUAAUUGUGGAGGAGACACGAAGAGAGACACCUCAACUGAAUUCGUCCCAUUUAAACACCCAAAUGAGGAUGCAUGUCACGAACUCUCCAUUUUUCCCCCUUUCCCACUUACAAUUGCGGCCUUUAAUCCGACGCAAUACUUUCCUGGGCAGUAACAUGUUGUCUCUUGCACUAAACGCCUUCUUUCGUGUUAUCCAGUCGACUUAAAUAAACGGGACCUUCUUCUGGCAUCUAAAAAAGACAACUGGAGCUUGCUCAAUCUACCCCUCGACGCUUAUUGUUUCCGCAAACGGUGGGAAAGCAACCAUAUCCAUAUCAUUGGGCUUUUGUCUUGUCCACGAACUGAGCACUUGUCGUUCAGAUACUCGGAAGUCUGGUGCCAAACCUUCGGGUCGCAAAGUGAUGUGAAGGCUUCUGAUUUUCUUUGAUUCACAUCCACGUCAGUCCGCCUUCUUUAAUUUUUGGUGAUUAGCGCUCGUUUCAAGACUUUAAGGCCAAUCGGCUUUCCAUUGAGGUCAGCACAAAGGAUAUCCGGGUAGAUCCAUGGCAAAGCCAAGACUCCCUGGUUUCCAUCAUUGUCAUGCCGUCCCCAUUUAGGAAACCCGUAGGUAAGAAGUCUCUUAAUACCCCCAGAUGCAAUAAUUCGUUCGGAUUUAUCCCACUUUCAGAUGUAAUCCCGGCCCGAGGAAGUCGUUUUCGAAGCCCCAAAGUUAAGGGGCCUUGUCUUUGUGGUCAUACUACAAUCGGAGAAAGGGGAGGGCGGUUGGGCCACUGUCUAUAACUCUAUUUAAGUGAAAAUGUAAUUAAUGACCUUUCUUUGUUAGGAACUGCCAGAAUGCGCUCUUUCUGUAAUAGAUCCGUCCCAUCAUUAUGACAAGGCAUAAAUGUGAUGUCUUCCAUUUUGAUGUGAGCGCCAAGAUAAGAGACUAUUGGACGUGUUGACCCCCUCUCACUCAAAGCUUGGGCUCGGGUUAAAUGGCCGUCGGUCAGCUGUCUAAACCAAAUUUUACUUUGAUCUGGAUUGCUUCAGCGUGCGCAGAGCCCUGAAGAGGCGUGAUUGAUAGGCUCUUGGGCGAAUGUUUGUAAUGAUAAGGCGGGACGGAGGCUCGCUCUUCAUAACUCACCAUGUUUGUAGUUUCCGCUUAAUCUUGUAAACAUCUUAUAAGUUUCUCAUUGCGUGAUGGUUUUAUUUUAUUAAACCAACUUUUUGCAAUUCCAGGCGGUGGUUAUAUCCUCAAAAUGGGCCAACACAAGAGCAAGUCGGCCAGAUCCAAUGACAUAAAUGGGAAUGCUAAUUGUACCAGCAAACCCAAAAAGGCGAAUAAAAAGUUGAGUUUGGAAGACAUAGAGGAAUUGGAGACCAAGACUUAUUGUAAGUUUAACCAAAGUAUCAAUUUUCUUGUUAAUCAUUCCCCUUUUUGCAGUUAGUAAAAAAGAGCUCAGAAAGUGGUAUAAGGACUUUGUCCGGGAUUGUCCGAGUGGAGAACUCAAGUUGGAAGAGUUCCAGAACAUCUACAAACAGUUCUUCCCGAACGGCGAUCCCUCUAAAUUCGCAGCUUUUGUUUUUAAUGUGUUUGAUGACAACAGAGUACGUUAUCUAGACUGGUUAGGGCUGUUUAUGCAUUAAUGGAACAAAUGUCAGACCCAUUCCCGGCGAAAUAACUAAUAUUUCCCUUUCAGGAUGGUCACAUUUCUUUCAAAGAAUUCAUUGCCGCCCUCUCAAUAACAUCAAGGGGAACCUUGGAUGAAAAACUUGAUUGUAAGGAAGAAAAACAAAAAUAUUCAGCCAAUUAUAGGGGCGUUCUCGUUGUAUGACGUGGAUAAGGAUGGGUUCAUUACCAAAGAAGAGAUGGCAAAUAUUGUAGAUGCUAUUUAUUCAAUGAUCGGAAACAUGUUGGAAUUGCCAAAAGAUGAAGAUACACCACAGAAAAGGGUAGAGAAGAUAUUCUCAAAUAUGGAUUUGGUAAGCUGCUCGAAAUAUGUAUUCUAGAACACAGAUCUGUAUAAAAAGUCGACAGAAAAUGGUUUUUUCAUUGUUUUCAAUUCUCUGAAUUUACUUUAUUUUAUGUUCUCAGAAUUUCGAUGGAAAGUUGACCCGAGAAGAAUUCAAACAAGGCAGUAAAAACGAUCCCUGGAUAGUACAGGCCCUGACCAUGGACAUGAGUGGAGGAGCAGAGCCCGAAAAGUAG
This is a messenger RNA of Bursaphelenchus xylophilus (pine wood nematode), 3730 nucleotides long. The record is from the annotation of a GenBank genome assembly. Lineage: Eukaryota; Metazoa; Nematoda; Chromadorea; Rhabditida; Aphelenchoididae.